AUGGAGAUUCAGAAGACUGAGGAAGCGAAGAAUCCAGAAAUCGAGGAGAUAAUCGAAUUAACGAAGCAGAAGCAAUCCGAGGAAGUAGAACAUUGCGACGAGCAGGAGAAGCAAACUCAAGUAGCUGAAGAUGAAGAAGACGAAAACGAAUUGAGAAAUCUGCUGCUUGCAGAUAUAGGAGAGCUUCCGAUUUCUCCUCCAUCAGCUACACAAGUCAAUUUCGUUUCUUACUUCAUCACAGAUUUUACUAAACCUGGUCAUGAUCAAUACAUCUAUCGUCACGCCAAUGGUUUGUGUGUGAUUGGAUUGGCUCCUACGCAUUUGGCUUUUAAGGACGAAGGUGGGAUCACUAACAUCGAUUUCAAUGUCGGUAAAUCUGAUCGCAGCGUCUUGAAAGUCUCCGGCAAGCGUAAAAAAAAUGCUAUGCGCUCUGAAUCGAAUACAGCAUUGUGCAAAGUGUCCACUGCAAAAGAGUCUUAUAUUGUGAGGUGUUGCGUUAAGGGAUCUCUCUUGGAGGUGAAUGAGAGAUUAAUCAAGCAACCACAACUUCUUAAUUCUUCGGCUGAUCGUGAAGGAUAUAUUGCGAUAAUCAUGCCAAGACCUGCGGAUUGGACCAAGAACAAGGAAUCACUGAUAACUUUUGAGGAAUAUAAAGAAAAGAAAGAAGUUUCUCUAUGA
Molecule: messenger RNA, 678 nt
Organism: Microthlaspi erraticum
Lineage: Eukaryota; Viridiplantae; Streptophyta; Magnoliopsida; Brassicales; Brassicaceae
Source: the annotation of a GenBank genome assembly